This is a messenger RNA of Aphanomyces invadans, 2333 nucleotides long. RefSeq names its product ribonucleoside-triphosphate reductase, adenosylcobalamin-dependent. Gene Ontology annotation, molecular function: ribonucleoside-diphosphate reductase activity, thioredoxin disulfide as acceptor. Lineage: Eukaryota; Oomycota; Saprolegniomycetes; Saprolegniales; Verrucalvaceae. The record is from RefSeq and is a predicted model, not a curated record. Bases 1 to 2277 code for a protein of 758 amino acids. The transcript has 11 exons.
AUGCUUUGUCUGCUGCGAGGUGCAAGCCGGCGCUAUGUCGCGACCGCGACGGCGGCCCUGCAUCGGCCCUGCGCCCUUGGACUCCAUAAUCCAGCUCUAUAUGCACAAAAAACGACCCAAAUUCGCUACAGUCACUCGACGACGCUUCCUCCAUUUUCAACCACAAUCGAGGUGGAGUCCGAUUCGGACGACGAUUACGAUGAAGACGUUGAUGGCCCGUCCGAGGACAAUUUACACGGGUUUGCCAACGAUUUCAUUCCGCUAUUCCGCAGCGAUUCGACCCACAAGCGUGAAAAAAAGUUUCGGUUGUCCAAAAAGUUCGUUGAUACGUUCAAGGAUGUGCCGCCGCCGUUCGGUUUCAACGGCCUCGGGGAGCUCGUGUACAUGCGCACGUAUUCCCGUGAUAAGGCUGAUGGCACCAAGGAACAAUGGUACGAAACGGUCGAGCGCGUCGUCAAUGGCACGUACAACAUGCAGAAACAUUGGCUGGAGCAUCGAGGACUGGGAUGGAAUGGCCAAGAGGCCCAUCGAAGCGCGCGAGAAAUGUUCCGUCGUAUCUUCAACAUGAAGUUCCUUCCACCUGGUCGAGGCCUAUGGGCCAUGGGAUCCCCCAUCACAGAAGAGCGUAAGCUGUACGCAGCACUAAACAACUGCGCGUUCGUGUCGACGGAGGACGUGGACCGCCGGUUCAGCCCCGCCGAGCCGUUCUGCUUCCUCAUGGACGCAGCCAUGCUGGGUGUCGGUGUCGGGUUCGACACCAAGGGCGCUGGGAAAAUCAUGGUCAAAGGGCCAAAACACGGCGGCACUGUCGAAAUCUUCAACAUUGCCGACAGCCGGGAGGGGUGGGUCGAGAGCCUGCGGGUGCUUCUAGAGGCGUAUUUUCUGCAUCGUCCCCUUCCCGCCUUUGACUAUUCGCAGAUCCGCCCUGCUGGAAUGGCCAUAAAGGGCUUUGGCGGCAUCAGUUCGGGCCCGGACUCGUUGAAAGCCAUGCACGCAAACAUCAUGGCGACGCUGGACCCGUUGCUCGGGAGUGCCAUGACGGUCCGUGGGAUUGUCGACUUAAUGAACCACAUCGGGGUCUGUGUGGUGAGCGGGAACGUGCGUCGAACGGCCGAGAUUGCGUUUGGCGACGCCAACGAUCCAUCGUACGUCUGCCUCAAGGACUACGCGCAACAUCCCGAACGCGCCGCAUACGGGUGGACGUCGAACAAUUCGGUGUUUGCCACCCUUGGCAUGGACUACGCCCCCAUUUGCCACCAGAUCGUGCAAAAUGGCGAGCCUGGGUUUGCGUGGCUCCAAAACAUGCAAGAGUAUAGCCGCAUGGACGGUGUCCCGGACCACCGCGACGCACGCGCGGCCGGGGGCAACCCGUGCUUGGAGCAAACCCUCGAAUCGUACGAACUGUGCUGUUUGGUCGAGACGUUUCCAGCCAACCACUCGACGCUGGACGAGUACAAGGAGACGUUGCGCUACGCGUACUUGUAUGCGAAGACAGUAACGUUGGGCCAGACACAUUGGCCCAUCACGAACCGUGUCAUGCUGCGAAAUCGACGGAUUGGGUGCAGCAUGAGCGGCAUCGCGCAAUUCAUCACCCAGCGAGGCUUGCAUGAACUGAAGGACUGGUGCACUCAAGGUUACGCCGCCAUUCAAGCAUACGACAAAACGUACUCGGACUUUUUGGCGAUUCCCCGCUCGAUCAAGACAACAAGCAUCAAGCCGAGCGGGACGGUGAGUUUGCUGGCCGGAGCGACCCCUGGCAUGCAUUACCCCGAAAGCCGAUUUUACAUUCGACGAGUGCGACUGGACCGCGCGUCGGAGCUACUCCCUGCGCUGGUGGCCGCCGGGUACCAGGUGGAACCGGCAGCUGAAGCCCCCAACGAGACACUGGUCGUGUCGAUUCCAGUGGACGUUGGGGAGAAUGUGCGGACGUUGGCGCAGCUGUCGGCGUGGGAACAGCUCAGCCUGGCGUCGUUUCUGCAGCGCUAUUGGGCUGACAAUCAAGUGAGCUGCACGAUUGCAUUCGAUCCGGUGCUCGAGGGAUCGCAGCUCGAACAUGCAUUGGCGUACUUUCAGUACCAACUUAAGGGGGUGAGCCUCUUGCCCAAGGUGCCGCACGGGGCGUAUGCCCAAAUGCCGUAUGAAGAGAUCUCGGAAGCGACGUAUCGGACCAUGGUGGCGGCGUUGUCCCCCGUUUCGUUCCGAGGCAUUAGGUCGCGGGGAGGCCCCGUCGAAGUGCCCGAUCGAUUCUGCGACACGUCAUCGUGCGAAACUAAGUAGUUUUGCAUUCGUACAUCACGUGUGUUCACGAACAACUUCAGCACACUUCCAUCUCA